AUGACGUCACACGGGCUGUUUCCAAAGGGACGCGGCGUUGCGUGAGCAGCCAGGCGGCCAGUGUGUGUGUGCAUCCCAGGACGCAGCAUCAGUGUAGCCGGGGCUCAACUUCUAGCUGAUCGAGGAACUUCGGAGGCUUUGGGAAACUUACAACAAUGGGGUGCUUCGAGUGCUGCAUCAAAUGUUUAGGUGGGGUGCCAUAUGCGUCUCUGGUGGCCACCAUCCUCUGCUUCUCUGGGGUCGCCCUGUUCUGUGGAUGCGGCCAUGUUGCUCUCACCGGCACGGUGACUAUCCUGGAGACGCACUUCUCCAAAGUGACCAGUGAUCACGCCAUGCUUACCGACAUAAUACAGCUGAUGCAGUAUGUCAUCUACGGCAUCGCUUCAUUUUUCUUCCUGUACGGGAUCAUUCUCCUGGCUGAAGGUUUCUACACUACCAGUGCCGUCAAGGAACUGCACAGCGAGUUCAAGACCACCAUCUGUGGACGCUGCAUCAGUGGAAUGUUUGUGUUCCUCACAUACAUCCUGGGCGUGGCCUGGCUUGGUGUGUUCGGUUUCUCUGCUGUGCCGGUCUUCCUCUUCUACAACAUGUGGUCCACCUGUGCCACCAUGAAGUCCCCCAUGGCUAACAUCACUAGCAUUGAUUCCAUCUGUGUGGAUGUUCGUCAGUAUGGAAUCAUCCCAUGGAACGCCACACCAGGCAAGGCCUGCGGAACUACGCUAGGCGAUAUCUGCAACACCAAUGAGUUCUACCUGUCUUAUCACCUGUACAUCGUAGCGUGCGCUGGCGCAGGAGCCACCGUGAUCGCUCUGCUGAUCUACAUGAUGGCUACCACUUAUAACUUUGCUGUUUUGAAGUUUAAGAGUCGAGAAGACUGCUGCACUAAGUUUUAAACUGUUCUGAAAGGCGCAGUACUACAUUUGAGGCUGCACUGAGUAGAGACAGUUUUCCACUGACAACAAAUGAACUAAAAAAAAUGAGAAUAGAAAAAAAAUCAACAUCUCUUGAUUAGUGUAAAUAGCUGAUUGUAUGCUUCCUUUAGCAUUUGGUAUCCAGGGAUAUUGCUUGACUGAUGAAACUUGUCUACAGAUUUCAGGGGGGUGGUGUUUGGUUUGUUCUGCUUUCCUUCACUCUCACUUAAAGAAAUGCGUCACCAUCAGAUUUAGUACAAAUGUGCACUGCUACAAGUCCUCAACAGUGUUAUUUAUAUUCAAAACGUGUAAGGCAGAUUUUGGCGUGCACAAAAGCAUAAACUGCAUGAGUUUUCAGGUUAAAAAAAUCAGUAUUAAGGCAUGCAGUAUUUCAACCUACAUAACUGGACGAGCAUCAGUUUACUGCAGCUGAAAUGCGAUUUUGUACUCAACAUAAUAAUAUGAUUCUUGAGAACAAUUUAAAGUCUGAUCAAGCAAAAAUAAGCCCCUAGAUGUGCAGUAUUACACUCUACAAUGAGUCCAUGUGGACAUCUGAUGAUAAAGAUGUUCCCAGGCCUUACAUUUUCAUUGCCACAUUAGCAGUUUUGGUGCAAAUGACUUCUAGACAUUUGUAAAAAAAAAAAAAAAAAAAGGAUUAGGUACAGCGGCUAAGUGCCUUGACCUUCUAUUCCUAUCUUCUUAGCCUUACAUUUUGAUGCACACCCAUAAAGCCACAAAGUGUUACAACAAUAUUCAGUAUUAUACAGAAAUUAGAUUAGCUAAACUAAACGCCUUCAUCAGCACUGUUUUAUUCUGAUGAGUAUUACGGAAAGCAGUGGGUUUAAUUGUAGAUUUCAGAGUAACUGCACAGCACGCUAUAAAGGGUUAGGCCAGUAUGAGGGCUCUACUUCUGCAUGAGGCCUUGAGGCUCACUUUAAUUCAUGUAUAUUAUAAAAAAAAACAAGACCUUCUCCUAUUUUAGUGUAGAUUAAAUGUAUUUUUUCUAUAUUGGCCGAUGCUGGUAUAGCCUCAGCUAUGAAGUUGUUUUGUUUCAUACAUUUUCCUUUUAUUCUCUCUCAAAGUGCCGUUAAAGAGCCAUUUGUUGUUAUCUUAACACUGAGCCUGCAUGCUUACAUUUUUCAGAUUCUCUGAUCUGUGUAGACUUACUUAUACUCCAUAUUACAUAUAUUUAAUUCUCCUUCUAAGUUUUUCAAGACUGUAGCUUUUACUUUCUUUAUAAAAUAAACAAUCUUUGUUUACAAAAUUACCCUACUUGGUCUAUUUCUUGUAAAUCCUGCACCAGUAUAUACCGCAGAAUGGGAGAGGGUCAGAUUCAUAAAAUCGCCUGCUUUGCACUAACCACAAGCUUUUACUGCUGCUCAAAACUUACACGCAUGACCUCUGGCUUUUCUUCCUUUUUAUUCUCAUGCCUUCAAAAGUGUCAUUUCUGUAGUAUUAUGCACAAACAAUGUAGCUUAACUCCAGUAUUACUUAUUGUAACAGUAAUGUUACAAUAUUUGUUACCUUUGGUUGAAAUCUUAACUUUAUGUUUGUUUACUACGUACGUACUGUAGCUCUGACUCCUGUAGCUUGCUUUGCAUCUCUGACAUGCUCACCGGCCAUCCACCUCACCCUUCUCUUCCAGAUCCACUUCCUCAUGAUUCUCUCAGCAAACUGGGCCUACCUUAAGGACGCCAGUCACAUGCAUGCCUACCAAGACAUCAAAAUGAAGGAAGAGCGGGAGCUGCAGGACAUCACGUCUCGCUCAAAGGAAUGCCUCAAUUCCUACACAUAAGGAUAAAAUACGCUCACACACACAAACACGCACGCACAUAUACAUGUAAGAAAAAGAAACACACACACACUCACGCAGACACUGUGGCCAAACACUGCCGGCCCACUUUGGACCAAGACAACACUCAGCUAAAUAACCUGCCACCUGCCUUGACGCUGUGCAGUACUAACCAGGCUCCUAACAAACUAAUGCAUCACUGUUGCUUCCUGCGCUAACUUGGGGCUGCUUCUGAAAAUUUCAUUUACGCCAUUUUUUAUUUUCUUUUAUUAUGAAGGGAAAGAAUUGUUUUGAAUUGUGAUGUUCAAGUAGUGUUUGGUUUUCUCUGACCUUGUUGUAGCCAGUGAAGCUUGAGACAUUGCACUAUUCUUACAUAACAAUGGCACGUUUGUUUUACAGUGUUACUCUGUCUUUCUUUUGAGGUGUGAUGGACAGAUUUCAACAAAGGGAAUUUCACAUCUUGUUUUCAUUUUUAUCCAAAUGCAGAUGAAUAUUAAGCUACAUAAAAGGCCUUAUAUACAACCGGAGUAAGUAGUCAGUCAAUGCUAGAUCAGUUUGGCACUGACGCAUCAUUUUUUGUUUAAAGCUCCUGUGAGGAACUUUCAGUUUGUUGAUUUUGGUUCCCCCUGUGGACAAAUCGUUACCUCUUGCUUCGAUGUUGAUCUUAUUCUGUACAUGAAGAAAUCUCCUGCUCUUUUAGCAGUCAGUAGAAUCACUUCAUUGCAAAGAAGUGAUUCAUCUUUCUGCUGAUGGUCUUGUUUGCUUUUGUAGCUCAUACAAAGGCAUCCUUGUUCAUUUCAGACUGUUUCAUAACCAGCUGAAAAUUUCUCACAAGAGCUUUAAGACAGCGGAAAAAUAAUUCGGAGCUUUAACUUUGCAGGAAGUGGAAAAGUUCAAAAUAGAAACCCAGUUCAAGUAUCUUAAUCUUAGUGAUUAUUCACUUUUUUAAUUGGUUACACUCAUUGUACAACUCCUUUAAAGUCACUCAGAUCAGUCAUGGCCUACAUCAACACUACCUCAGAUGUGCACAAGAGCCUGUGAACCAAUAUAAAGAGGAACAAAACACUUCAGUGUUACAUUUACGGUUUAGAAAUCACAUAUUGGCCGUCAAAACAUGCCUCAGGUGCAUAUUUUGUACUAAUGUCACUGCAAAUAAAUCAAUCCCACAUUGACCACAGUAUCAUACAAUUCAAAAUGUUCAGCACAAUGCCAUAAGACUAGCUUGCUUAAAGCAGGCUGCUGCCAAUAAUGAGAAGAAGGUAUUUGAUAUCAUAAAAGUUUGAUCUAUGGGUAAUCAUAUGUGCAAAUGAUGAAAAGCUCUCUAGAAUCAUAUUUGAUUUAAAUGCACUUGAUCUCGGAAAUCUCUGUAAAACAUGUUAGGGAGUCCCAUAUGCUAAGGUACUAUGGAAAUCAAGAGCUAAAGAACGUUAAGCAUGAAAAAUGCUAACUUGUUAUAAGUUUCUUACUUUUAAGAUACACCACCUAAUUUUUUGAUAAUUGCACCUGUUUUUAUGUGCAAUUAUAAUGCUGAAAUAAUUACUCAUGUAAUCUUUCAUCACUAGUUGAGUUACAGGGAUAACGUGAUGUUUCUUUGUGGCAUGAAGACAACUGUUUCUGCAGAGACGCGUGAUGUACAGUCAUGUAUGCUGACAUCAGUAGUAGGCAGUGUUUGCCUGUUUCCUUUUUUUUUUUCUAACUGAAUUCAGAUUAAUCCUUUGUGUUUAGCGGUUUAGUUCUAGUCCUUUUUUUUCUAGCUUCUUUUAUCCAAGUCAGAACUAUAAGAGUCUAAUGUUGUUUCGUUGCCUGAUAGUAAACCUGUAUUUUCUAUGAAUGUCAAGGGCUUCCUCUUAAAAUACUGAUUCCUAACUUUUAAUUAGCUGCAACAACAGUCAUUCAAAAAGAUACGUACGCGGCAAUCUGAGUGGUCAAUUUAGCCAAAGUAUGAAUGCCACAGCACUCUACAAAGUGUUCCACACAACAUCUGGGAAAUGUUGUAAGUAUAAACCCUGCAUUGUUCUCUGUAGGUUAAAUAGCCACUGAAGUCAUUGAGGGAGAUCCCAUCUUUGACAAUGACGUUUUGUUGAAUGAACCAAAAAGUAAGAGUAAAGGCUACCUAAUAAUCACCAGGAGGACAACAAUCUAGCAUCCUGUCUGACUGGAAACCCCUUUAUGACAUUAUUCAACUGGCCUGUUGACUGUUUUUAUGAAAAUAAAAAAUGGAACAAA
This is a messenger RNA of Notolabrus celidotus (New Zealand spotty), 4929 nucleotides long. RefSeq names its product glycoprotein M6Bb (gene gpm6bb). Gene Ontology annotation, molecular function: structural constituent of myelin sheath. Gene Ontology annotation, biological process: axon development; central nervous system myelination. The transcript has 7 exons. Bases 156 to 893 code for a protein of 245 amino acids. Gene Ontology annotation, cellular component: myelin sheath; plasma membrane. NCBI's taxonomy places the organism in Eukaryota, Metazoa, Chordata, Actinopteri, Labriformes, Labridae. The record is from RefSeq and is a predicted model, not a curated record.